This is a messenger RNA of Falco peregrinus (peregrine falcon), 9272 nucleotides long. RefSeq names its product cullin-4B. The coding region runs from base 2548 to 5634 and encodes 1028 amino acids. The record is from RefSeq and is a predicted model, not a curated record. Gene Ontology annotation, biological process: protein ubiquitination; ubiquitin-dependent protein catabolic process; DNA damage response. Gene Ontology annotation, cellular component: Cul4B-RING E3 ubiquitin ligase complex. NCBI's taxonomy places the organism in Eukaryota, Metazoa, Chordata, Aves, Falconiformes, Falconidae. Gene Ontology annotation, molecular function: ubiquitin protein ligase binding. The transcript is spliced from 21 exons.
UGUGGACAGCGCUGGGGGAGGGGGGAUCCACUUCUCAAACCGCAGAUCCUGGAGCCACCCAAGGGAAUCCGCUACUGCAUCCUUCGAGGUGGAGAAGCAGCAGCAGAAACAUGGCUUGUGCUGAAGACCACCACCCCCAGAGAGAGAGAGAUGGCUUCUGCCGAAGGCGAUGACACUACGUAGCACUUGUUAGAAUCAAAUUAGGUUUUGCUUGGUGGUGGCUGCAGAAUAUCAAUGGAAAAACACAGAAGGAAUUUACCCUACUGCUUUUUAACGCUCUAAGAGCAGACAUGCCUGGUUUUGUUCUUGAGACAGGUAGCUGCUAUAUAAGCCCACAUAUCGGCAACUGCCCUGUUUCUUUCUAGAGUAAUGGCAAUGUUAUCACUGCCAUAAAGGAGAGAAGGAAGAGGACAUAAAAGACCGGUUCAUUAGUUAUGCUACCUGCCAACUUCUUUUUUCCAUACAAAACAAAAUAAUCAGCUUUGAUAAUAUAACAACUAAUUAAAACCUAAUACUUAAUAGUUACAUCAGUCAUACAAAGUAAAAUCAAGCCUUUACACACAAUAUCGUUUAUUCAUAUAGUGAAAUACAGAGUCAGGAACACACUAAUAAUGUUAAAAAAGGAUAGGAAUGAACUAUAGCAUUAUAGAAAUAUCCAGGCAUUUUAAGUCAUGAAUACCACCUCCACCUACUGCGUAGCAUCACUAAAAAUAUUAAGAAUAAAGAAUUCAGUUUUAACUGAAACACAGUGACAUGGCUCAUGCCCAGAUCAGAAAGUGAGAAAAGAAGUUUAUUACACCUUCAAACUAUUCCAUACAUUUUUGAGCGCCUCAGAAUAACUUUUAUUAAACAAUACUUUGCCAUGUAAACAACCCUUGCAGGUAUGCUUGCAUUUUUAAGAACUAUGGUGAAAAAAAUUAUAAUACUUCCACCUCAAAUGUUAGAAACAUGUAGUAAACUUUCACCCUGUGACUCCCCAAAAAUACGGCACAUCUCACCGAAACCGUCUGAACCUCUGGUUUCAUGCUAGCCUAAAACAGCAAGACUAGCUCCUAAUUUCCAAAAAGCACCUGAACCACAGGCUCCCUUCAGGGCUGAGCUAACCUCAAGUCUGGUCUCAACAUUUCCGUCUUCUCUUCCAAAUGCUUUCUGUUGGUGUGGCUGCAAAGACUUCAAGGCCAGCUAACUGCCCAAUCUAAAUUUCCUUGUAUAAAGGAAUUUUGAAGAAGGCCCUUAGCACCUAGGAAUUUUGUAAUACAGCUCUCAUUAUUGUUCAGCCUCACCACCAAAAAGCUGAAGACGUUUGCUCUGGUUGUUGUGUCACUUUUAAGCAACAGAAUUUUAAAAGCAUGGUACCUGGAUAAGACUGAAAAAGCAAAGAGGCACAUCCAGCAAAUGGCUUGACAACCCCUCCAGCCCCGAUGGAAGCCACCCCUCAGGAUCAUAAGCUAAAUAGAAAGCAUUCAGAAUCUCUCCCCCUAUAUGCUCCAGUAGGAAAAGGGCAAAAUCCACAGCACUCAGCUUCCUCCUGGGUUCCCAGGAUUCUACCUUGCCUUCACCUGUGCCCCCAGACAGUGACCGGUCAGGUGCUGCGCAUUCUGACUGAUAGGACACAGGCACCGACUCUUCCCCACCUGAAUGACUGCACCGACAGGAUAAGCCUUCCUGCUUCUCCAGGGAAAAGGACACUUACUCAUUUCUCCUCUUUUAUAAAGCCAGUCAUUUCCACAAACUAAGAAACUGUAGAAAUUCAAGAUUUCUUACAUCUGUACCCCUCUUAUCCGAUUUGGCUUAAGCAAACAUGACAGUUCACUGGGAACAGAGGAAAAACUUACAGCAUAGUCAUCUAAGUUUUCUUUACUUAGCAAACCUGUUUAUUUCUUACACCCGACUUUUGGAAUGUAACUGACUAGUGCUUGGGAACUAUACAAUGUUCUAAAGCCAGUCAAAAACAGACUGAAGCUUUGUGGUUUGUUUUUUUUAAUCUGGAAAAAGUAUUUCACACAUCACUAGCAUUAGGUUUCAGGCCUCAGGAGCUGUCUGCCAGUUACUCAGACAGAAAACAUGCUCCAGAAAAACCUCAGUAAAAUUACACCGUAUCUCUGUGAACCACAGUUUCUGUCAAGACAAGUUAGCAUAUCUUUUUCUAUCAAACACAGAACUGCCAAGAGCCUUGCCCCAAGGGCCUCUGCUGUCAGGGAGGCAGGUGUAAGCUCUCGGCUGAAGUCCUGGGAGAAUCUCUUCUGGAACAAAACCUCAUCCCUUGUUUCACCGUUUUUUCUGCAGCUAUUUCUCAACAGCAACUGAAUCAUAACAACGCUCCUGGAGUUUACAUUCCCUUCGAUAACAGACACACCAGCGUCAAAAAAUCAGCCAGGAAAGGCUCACGAUUUCGAUUUCUGCUUCCAGACCUUUUUUUUAAAAAAAAACCAACCAAAAAAACAAAAAAGAGAACACCAAACCAACAGCCCUAGUGCGAGCCUCUAUCUAUUAAAAUCAUACGAAAACGUUGAGACUUGAUGUUUAUAAGUAAAAGGAAGAAAAAUCAUGCCCGAACCAGGCCGACAGGCCGAGGCCUGCGGCCGGACCGUGGGCCAAGAGCAGGGCCCCCCCGUCCCGCUGCCAGCGCGGCCCCGCCCUGUGCCGCAGGUACCUCGGCGGCGGCCGCGCGCGAAGCGACAAGCACGACCCGGGCGGUCCCCGAGCCCCGGUGGGGCCUCCCCGGCGCACCGGCCCGGCCCGGCGGCAGGCCGCAGGCAGCAGCGCGAGCAGACCGGCUCAGAGGAAGCGGAGCCUCCCCCCCGGUACGGGGCUCGCCAAGGGACAAGCCCCGCGCCCGCCCGCGGGGCCCCGCCCCCUUCGCGCUCCCGCCACGCGGAGAGCGGCGGCCACGCCCCCUCCCCGCACGACGUGCCCUGCGCCGGCGCGCGAAGAGAGAAGAAGCGCGCCCGUUACGAGCGACCGGCAACCAUGAUCACUUCCGGUUUCUCUUCCCCCAACCCCCCAGCUGCAGCCCAGGAGGUCAGACCUGCCACUGAUGGUAACACCAGCAGCAGCUCCUCCUGCAAGAAGAGAAAGUUAAAUAACAGCAGCAACAGUAAUUCUGAAAGAGAAGAAUUUGAUUCCAUAUCUUCCUGCGCCUCUUCUCCUUCCAAAAACACCUCCUCAUCAUCCUCCUCCGUCAUCACCACCUCCUCGUGCUCCUCCUCAGCGAUUGCCUCCUCAAACCAUCAUCUCCAGAAGAAGCUGCGCUUCGAGGAUUCCGUGGAUUUUAUUGGACUCGAUGUGAAGAUGGCUGAAGAGUCGUCCUCCUCCUCCUCUCCUGCUGCCUCUUCUCAACAGCAGCACCAACAACAGCUCAAAAAUAAAAGCCUUUUAAUUUCGUCAGUGGCUGUGGGGCACCAUGCAAAUGGCCUGACCAAAGCUGCCUCCUCUACUGUUUCCAGUUUUGCCAACAGUAAACCUGGCUCCGCUAAGAAAUUAGUGAUCAAGAACUUUAAAGAUAAACCUAAAUUGCCUGAAAACUACACAGACGAAACCUGGCAAAAACUGAAAGAAGCUGUAGAAGCUAUCCAGAACAGUACUUCAAUUAAGUACAAUUUAGAGGAGCUCUAUCAGGCUGUUGAGAAUCUCUGCUCCUACAAGAUUUCUGCAAACUUGUACAAACAGUUGAGACAGAUCUGUGAAGACCACAUUAAAGCACAAAUUCACCAGUUCAGAGAGGAUUCAUUGGAUAGUGUCCUUUUUCUAAAGAAAAUAGACAAAUGUUGGCAAGAUCACUGCAGACAAAUGAUUAUGAUUAGAAGUAUCUUUUUGUUUUUGGAUCGGACUUACGUACUUCAGAAUUCAAUGCUGCCAUCUAUUUGGGAUAUGGGGCUAGAAUUGUUCAGAACUCAUAUAAUCAGUGAUCAGAAGGUUCAGAACAAAACUAUUGAUGGCAUUCUUCUGCUGAUUGAGCGGGAAAGAAAUGGUGAGGCUAUCGAUAGGAGUUUACUGCGAAGCCUUUUAAGCAUGCUUUCUGACUUGCAGAUUUAUCAAGACUCUUUUGAACAUCGAUUCUUGGAAGAGACUAACCGCCUGUAUGCAGCAGAGGGACAGAGGCUUAUGCAGGAGCGAGAGGUUCCAGAAUAUCUUCACCAUGUGAACAAGCGCUUGGAAGAAGAAGCAGACAGGAUAAUCACUUAUUUAGAUCAGAGCACACAGAAGCCACUAAUUGCUACUGUAGAAAAGCAACUUCUAGGUGAACAUUUAACAGCCAUUCUUCAGAAAGGUUUAAAUCACCUUCUUGAUGAAAAUCGUAUUCAAGACCUGUCCCUUCUGUAUCAGCUGUUCAGUCGUGUGAGAGGCGGAGUACAGGUUCUCUUGCAACACUGGAUUGAGUACAUAAAGGCGUUUGGCAGCACCAUAGUAAUUAAUCCAGAAAAAGACAAAACCAUGGUCCAAGAGCUACUUGACUUUAAGGACAAAGUUGACCAUAUUAUUGAUGUUUGCUUUCUGAAGAAUGAAAAGUUUGUAAAUGCCAUGAAAGAAGCCUUUGAAACAUUCAUUAACAAAAGACCAAAUAAGCCAGCUGAACUUAUAGCUAAAUAUGUAGAUUCAAAGCUUCGUGCAGGCAACAAAGAAGCUACUGACGAAGAGCUUGAAAAAAUGCUGGAUAAAAUUAUGAUCAUAUUUAGAUUCAUAUAUGGAAAAGAUGUCUUUGAGGCCUUUUAUAAAAAAGAUCUAGCAAAGAGACUACUAGUUGGAAAGAGUGCAUCAGUAGAUGCUGAAAAAUCUAUGCUUUCCAAACUCAAACAUGAAUGUGGAGCUGCUUUCACCAGCAAACUUGAAGGAAUGUUUAAAGAUAUGGAGCUUUCAAAAGACAUAAUGAUACAAUUUAAACAGUAUAUGCAAAAUCAGAAUGUCCCUGGCAACAUUGAACUAACAGUGAAUAUUCUGACUAUGGGUUAUUGGCCAACCUACGUGCCUAUGGAGGUCCAUUUGCCCCCAGAGAUGGUAAAACUGCAGGAGAUUUUCAAGACAUUUUAUUUAGGAAAACACAGUGGUAGGAAGCUUCAGUGGCAGUCAACACUAGGACACUGUGUGCUAAAAGCAGAAUUUAAAGAGGGCAAAAAAGAGCUUCAGGUCUCCUUGUUCCAGACACUGGUGCUGCUCAUGUUUAAUGAAGGAGAAGAGUUCAGUUUAGAGGAGAUAAAACAAGCCACUGGGAUAGAGGAUGGAGAGCUGAGAAGGACACUCCAAUCCCUGGCUUGUGGUAAAGCCCGAGUACUGACUAAAAGUCCCAAAGGCAAAGACGUGGAAGACGGUGAUAAAUUCACAUGUAAUGAUGAUUUCAGACAUAAGCUCUUCAGGAUAAAGAUCAACCAAAUUCAGAUGAAAGAAACGGUAGAGGAACAGGCAAGCACUACAGAGAGAGUAUUCCAGGACCGGCAAUACCAGAUUGACGCUGCAAUUGUACGAAUCAUGAAGAUGCGCAAGACACUGAGUCAUAACCUGCUUGUGUCAGAGGUCUACAACCAGCUUAAAUUCCCAGUAAAGCCUGCUGACCUUAAGAAGAGAAUAGAAUCCUUAAUUGACAGGGACUACAUGGAAAGAGAUAAAGAAAACCCGAAUCAGUACAACUAUAUUGCAUAAACAUGUUGGCCUUUGUUUUACUGCACACUUGGUGUCAUACACAGUUGCCAGUGGAUAAACUAGCCUGUUGAUCCCGUUAAUUGACUUUUUAUACUACCGAUGAUUGAAUGAAAGCAGUGUAAUGGAAAAGUAUAGUAGAGUGGACUUCUUUCAGUGGUUAACAUGCCCAUUUAAAAGAGUACUAUUUACAUUUUAAGAAGAAUGCUGUUGAACUCUUUGCAUGUUAUUUAGUAAGAUGUGCAGAAAGCUGAAAGAAAGUACCUGGUCUUUGUGAUUCCAUUUGUCUCUGGGUCUGAAGAGGGAGUCCCUUGAUAUAUGACAGAUGUCUUUCACACCUUUAAAUGGAAACAGAAGGUUAAUUAAUAUAAGAAAAUAGCCUUUAAAAUGCUUAAACUGCAUGCAAACUUUUAAUUUACUGUACAGAAUGCAUUUCAGUUAGUAACAUACCAUUGGUUUGGUUGAUGCCCACACUUGGAUUUUUUUUCCCUUGAGGGAGGGAAAAUGGGGAAUAAGCCAAGCUAUGCUUAUUGCUGAUCUAAUGGAAACUAUUCUUGGUCACAAUUAAGACAAAAUGGUACCAAUAUAAAACGAUGUAUAGAGUUUGCAGUGUGGGCAUGUGUUCUGUAUAUACAAACACCAUUCUUAAAUAAGUGCUGCAACAAAACAAGUUCAGAUUAGAUUUAUAUGGCUUGCCUAUAAGAUUUAGCGUUCACCUUUGGGAAUUUUAAGCAUAAAACAGCCAUAAUGGAAAAAGUGACAGUUUUUACUAGUCAUGGGUAGGAGGCCUUCACCUCUUGGCAGCAAUACUCUAGAAAAGAGAAUCUAUUUACAGAUAUCUAUGAAAAGCCACACUGUUCUUGUGGUAAAGCUGUAAGAACAAAAAUUACAAAUGGAUUUUAAUACUUGUUUUGCUUUGCAACGUUCUAAACUUGAACUAACCUCAAGGUUUAGACAGGACAGCUCUUCUAAGACUGUCCUGCUUUGGAUUGCUUUAACUUAAAGCUUUAAGAACUCAGCCCUAGAAGUGGCAGGCCUCCUAGAACCCAGAAGCCUACCUCUCAUAUAGAAAGUUAAGUAUUGCUACAAGGCAUCUAAAAUAUAUUUUCUUAGAUGACCAGAGAGCAUUCUUUGCAUCUUUAUAAGACAUGGGAGAAUAAGUCACUUGAAUGUAGAGCUUUGUUUCAACAAAAUGCAUUUUUUUUAUUGCUAUAGCAGCAUGUGCCAGGAAUAUAUGGAAAAAAGUGUCAGCGGAAAAGGUAACUCCUCCACAUAACAGUUCUUCCUUACCCAGCCAGGCUUUAGACCUUAUGAUCAGCUGUGUUGCGGAGCACAAUGAAACACCUCAUCUUGUUCAGGCACUGAUAGUCCUGGGGAAUACCAGAUACUUCUUGAAAGCAAGAUUUUACUUUUGUUUGAUGGCAGUGUAACUUAGCUCUCUAUGAUCUAUAACUUUUAUCACUGUGAUCCCACAUUCAGGGGUGUGCAUGUGUGAGAGAGGGAGUGUGUGUGUGUGUGUUUUGUACCUGACACAUCCCAUCCUUAUUGCUUUUUUGAUCUACUGUUUAAUUCCAUAUUUUCUCUGACUGUGUUUUCUCUCAAGCUCUUUUAUACGCAGUCCUCAGCUGACAGAUGAAGCAAAUGUGUUUUUCUCCUACUAAAUUAUUUGCUGUUACCUCUAGUAACUGUCAUACAACUCUGUGAUCUGCAGAAAAUCUACCUUAUCCUCUGACACUGUUGCAACAUAACCACUGGUAGACAUCCAGGACCACCCUUGCCUCUGUAAGAAAAAUACUAACAGUAGAGUUAUCUGGUAAGAAACUUGAAGACUGCUCCUGCAGAUCUUUUAAGUAUUAGUUUAAAUAGAGGUCCACUGGGAAGGAAAGAAUGCCCCUGCCCGCCCCAACCUUCUGUAUUUUGCAUUCAAUGUUCCUUUUUCUUGUAUGUGUUUUGUAUCUUUAGCCAAUAAAAGAUUCCUUUUUAAAAGGUGUUUUGGAGAAGAGGCAUAAAACUUAACUCUGGGAGACAGGAGAUGAUGAGUAUCAGUAUUGAACUGGUUCCCUUCAGUCUGUUGUAGCAUAUAAAUCUAACACCACUACAUGUUUAAAAUGCCUAUUCUGGUAAAAUCCUCCCUCCUUAGACAAGUGUGUUGCAUUCAGUCAAACUAACCAGAAAGGUCUAAAGGCUUAUUUAAUUUUUACCACAUCGAUUUCAGUAACUUUAAUGCAGAAAAUAUUACCUAGAAAAAUGUCCUCAAAUCUCAUCAGACUUCCAUGAUCUGAGGCAGACCCAAAGCGGCGAUCCAGUUAAAGCAACCCAAAGAACGGACUUGGAGAAUCCCGGCUAGGCCUAGAGAGGGGGUGAGAGAGGGGAGGGGAGAAGGCUUCUCUUUUUAUCUUCAUGAGUUUUCCCCAAGAACUUGUUCAUCUCUUCUGCUAAGGUCUCGCUCAUUCCUGGUUAAUGACAAAGCUGCAGCCAAGAUUUAUUGUCCAGCCGUACAACUCUGUAACUUCUUGCUGGGAUCAUGUGCCUGCCUAUUGAGCCAUAUAUAUCUCUGUAAGAAAAAGAAAAUUAAAGUGGGCUUGGACCACAACUCAUCUGGCUAUAACACAGCUUGUCUGUUUGGCCACACAUUUUUAAUCUUGACUUGCAUGCAGUUUAUAGCACCUUGUUCAUAAGAAAUUGCAGUUUAUUCUUAGAAAUAUAUAUUUUAGGUUUUUUAAUCUUUAUACCCAUAAAUGGACUAUUUUUUUGUCUUGGCUGGUUUAAAAAGUGACCAUUUUGUUUAAAUGCUGUAAUUGCAAAUGUGUUGUAAACGUUGUUUUGUUCUAUAGUUUACACAAAGGUGCCAAAGUAAAUAGUUAAUAAAAGAAAACAAACCCUAGCAAAUUAAGUUGCUUUAGCUGUUCUUCAUAUUUUGGUCUUUUUUUUUUUUUGUCAGCCUUUCAUUUUUUUCCUAAACAUAUCAUUUGCCCUAAUGCUUUCUUUAAAAAAAAAAUGCAUCUAAAGAAAUAUUCAAAUACCACUUUUUUUAGUGAUUUCAUAUAGUAGGAAGAAUAUUUUCUUUGAAACGUUACACUAAAGUUGUAAGAGUACAGCAGCAUUCAGAAAUGUAAUAUACUUUUUGUAUAACAGUUCUUCAGAGUGUGUCUGGAGUGGGGGGAAAAAACUAACCGUUACUUCUCAGAAGCCUCUUCCCUCAGCUACCAGAACAUGAAAUUGUGCUUUUUCACUGCAUCAAAGAGUUAUAGUUUAUGCAGACUUGCAAACAGGGCAUGUAUCACCGUUGCAUCCUUCGAUGCAAAAAGCAGCAAAACCUUUUUUAUGUUUCAUAAGUCUGAUAUGGGUACAGAGAGUCUUUCUUAAGUUGGUAAAUAAUGUAAAUACAUGUCCUUUCAGAGAGUGAGUCUGUUAUCUAGGUAUUUUGUGUCAUUUAAUAAAUAUUAAACAGUUUUGUGUUGAUAAACUCUUGUGUGUAAAAUGCCUUCUUACUCAAAAGGUCUGUAUGUUGGGCUUACUAAUGUUUGUGGCUUCUUUAAAUUCUUUAGCUUGUGCUUUGAUAGCAAAAUACUUGUUUGCUACUUCAAUACAAUAAGUAGUUCCUUCUUAAUUCAGUCAUUAAAAUCCCUUGAGUUUUCUAA